This is a messenger RNA of Athene cunicularia (burrowing owl), 1871 nucleotides long. It is a transcript of the gene LSM4, whose product is annotated as LSM4 homolog, U6 small nuclear RNA and mRNA degradation associated. Lineage: Eukaryota; Metazoa; Chordata; Aves; Strigiformes; Strigidae. Gene Ontology annotation, cellular component: U6 snRNP; P-body; spliceosomal tri-snRNP complex. The record is from RefSeq and is a predicted model, not a curated record. The transcript is spliced from 4 exons. Gene Ontology annotation, molecular function: U6 snRNA binding. Gene Ontology annotation, biological process: mRNA splicing, via spliceosome; spliceosomal snRNP assembly; nuclear-transcribed mRNA catabolic process. Bases 106 to 480 code for a protein of 124 amino acids.
GGUGUCGCGGUCGGUGUUUCGGUUCCCGGCGGUGCCUGAGGCCUCUUUCCUCUCUUCCUCUCGUAGCUGCCUCUGUCCCUGCUGAAGACGGCGCAGAACCACCCCAUGCUGGUGGAGCUGAAGAACGGAGAGACGUACAACGGGCACCUGGUGAGCUGCGACAACUGGAUGAACAUCAACCUGCGGGAGGUCAUCUGCACGUCCCGGGAUGGAGACAAGUUCUGGAGAAUGCCAGAGUGCUACAUUCGUGGCAGCACAAUUAAAUACCUGCGUAUCCCCGAUGAAAUAAUUGACAUGGUGAAAGAAGAGGUGGUGUCCAAGGGCAGAGGCCGUGGUGGGAUGCAACAGCAGAAGCAACAGAAGGGCCGUGGUGUUGGAGGUGCUGGACGAGGUGUGUUUGGUGGCCGUGGCCGAGGAAUACCUGGCAGUGGAAGAGGCCAGCAGGAAAAAAAGCCAGGCAGACAAUCAGCAAAGCAAUGAGAGGCUGUCUGUGCCCUGGCUGGGGACAGUGCUGCGAUGCCGGUUGGUUUUUAUCACCUCAGGAUUGCCAUGUGUUCAAAAAAAAACGUUCCCUUUCUACUCUUCCGCCAGCUGAUCAGUGCCCGAAUCGUGUAGUUUGGAAGCCCCUCACAAUUUAAUCUGGUGGAGUGGAGUUAUUCGCUCCUUGUAGUCAGCAAGUCAUUGGAAAUAUUUAAAAAAAAAAACAAAACAAACAAAACCAAACCAUUCAUGGGUAAGGACCUAAGUUCUGCCUUCUCCUGAGAGUGAAAGCACUAUUUAAUUUUUCAGGGUCACCAGGUUUAAUUUAAAAAGAUUAUCCUGUACAGUGGUACAAGAACGAAGGCAAACACUUUUCUGGAUUGUUUGGAUUCUUUUUUUUUUUUUUUAAUACUUGAAACUUGGGAAACUUGUUGCAUUUGUAAACAGAUGCGAGUGUUUUGGUUUAGAAACACUGAACUUGAGGAUAUUGUAUCUUUGCAUGAUUAGUCUUAAGGGUUUGGGGUUUUCGAAAAACAACAAACUUUUAAGCUGUUGCUUAUCUUCUAUUUCUGGCCAGUCAGUUCUGUCUCUCUCCUAUAGCUUAAAGGAGAGAUUGGAAUGAACAUUGCAUUGGCCUUCAGGGGUUGUUUCCAAGAGAGCGUUGUGAUAAAUGAGGGUUUCCCAAUUAGUGUAUUACUAAUUUGACUUCAGAUUAGAAGUUUCCUUUAAAGGAAAGGGUUUUCUGUGUUUUCUCGCAGAAGGCUGGUGUUCCCCUUAACUUUCCAUGGGUGUUUUUAUUUUCUGAAAAGCAACCAAGCUGCUGGUUUAUUUUUCCCCUCCACUUUGAAAACUCCCCCUCGUGCCUGUGACAAAAUCCUGAACUCUGACAAUAUUUCUCAAGCUGAUUUCUUCUGGUACCUAGUGAUUGACUUCACUACACCUACUUGUCACGUCCUUUUCUGGUCACUGAUCAUCUUUCCUUGAGGACACAGACCAGUGUGGGAGUGUGUAGGUUAAGAAAGCUCCUGUGAAUUCCCAGGUCGGGUUGCUCCAGUCUUCCAUCCCCCGGGGUGCAGGGUCCCCUGAGCAAAAUGCACCCACAAAAUAUCCUGGCUGGUCUGAAUCGCGGGGGGGGGGGAAGCAAGAGGCUCUGGCUGUGCCUCGACACCCUGAAUGGAUGAAACAGCUUCAUUUUAGGGGAAAAGCUGAUAUUGUGACUUGUUCUGAAGAGUUUUUUUGGUUUUUACAACUGAUUCCCAUAUUGAAGCCUACUCUUUGCCAGCACCACUGUAUUGAGAAUGAGUAAAGAACAUGCUUUUAUAUAUACUUAUUUUUUUAAUGUUUAUAGAAUUUGUGCACAGUGGUGAGUAGGAAUAAAUCACCAACCUCUA